AUGGACGACUGGACGUCGAAACAGCUCCCUGAGCGCCUUCCCUUCUCCAAGAAGCGCCUUCCCAAGAAGGUCAUCUUCUCAUAUAUUGGCGACUACCUCAUCAUACUUGUUCUCAUGAUAACCUUCACGAUUGUCGACAAGAUCCCGCCCUUCCACCAGCACUUCGCCCUCGAAAACUACACCCUGCACUACCCAUUCGCCGAACAUGAGCGCGUACCCGUCCCGUGGCUAUGCGUCUACGUUAUCCUCGCUCCCGCUGCCGUCAUCGCACUCUACACCAUGGUCAUCGAUGGGCUCUUCUCACACCAGACGACAAUGCCCGCAGGUAGGGCUGGCAUCAAGCGCCUAUCAGGGAGAUAUCGAUUCAAGGAUCGGUUGUGGGAAUUGAACUGUGGCAUCCUUGGCCUUGGCUUGAGCAUUGGCGCCGCCUUCACCAUCACGGGAGCGUUGAAGAACGCCAUUGGCAAGCCGCGGCCGGAUCUGAUCAGCCGCUGCCUCGUCGAUGAAGCCAAGGUCAACCGUGCAAACUACGCAUUACAAACCAUCGACAUCUGCACGCAGACCGACAAUUACAUUCUACAAGAUGGCUUCAAGAGCUUCCCCUCUGGGCACAGCAGCGUCUCCUUCGCCGGUCUCUUCUACCUCUCCAUUUACCUCGCCGGAAAGCUCCACGUACUCGAUGCUAAGGGCGAGGUCUGGAGAUCAUUCCUCGUCAUGGUUCCUGCACUUGGAGCUGCUCUGAUCACAGGAACCCGCAUUAUGGAUGCCCGUCACCACCCAUUCGACGUCCUGUCCGGCGCCCUACUCGGCAUACUCGUAUCCUGGGGCUCCUACCGCCAAUACUUCCCUCCUGUUUCCGAGACAUGGCGCAAGGGACGCGCAUACCCAAUCCGAGCUUGGGGCCAGGCAUCACGCGCACCGCCGCAGCCCACGAUCAUGGUGGAUGAGGAUGUACAACCGCUGCAGCGCAUGGCCAAGCCAGCGGACGAGGAACGCGGAGAAGCGUCUGGUUACUCGUCUACAACGGCCGUGCCUGAAGGUAGCGGCGACCACACGGGCAACGUCUUCCGCCAACAGAUUCACAACUCGCAACGCCGACGCCAGGAAUCAGGAUCGCAGUAUGGCGUUGAUCGCAGCGAUACAGCGGCAUCAAGCAACUACCGAACCGGCACGAUGGGGUCCACCAUGACGUCGAAGGUGCACACAUACCAGAACCAGUUGCCGGCUACGAAUCCCUUCGCAGUAGAUGUUGCGCGCCAACGUCAAAUGGACACCUACGAUUAUUCGUCUUCAGAAGAUGACGACAACUACGAGUUGCAAGCAAGGACUGGCGUGUACAACCCAGUAUCUGGGAGGUUGACAGACACUGGAUACCACCCGCCAGUGGGCCUCUCCCCAGUACCCACACCACCGCCUCCAGUCAAUACCAUCAUACCAAACCAGCAGAGGACGAUGUCGCCUACGGGAGAUUUGGCGGAUAGCAGAGGCGCUCCACCAAUGCCACCCCCACAUGCUAUAAGUACGGCGCCUCAGCAGAUUUGA
Alternaria novae-zelandiae is the source of this 1542-nucleotide messenger RNA. RefSeq lists its product as uncharacterized. Bases 1 to 1542 code for a protein of 513 amino acids. Gene Ontology annotation, biological process: phospholipid metabolic process. Gene Ontology annotation, molecular function: phosphatidate phosphatase activity. The record is from RefSeq and is a predicted model, not a curated record. NCBI's taxonomy places the organism in Eukaryota, Fungi, Ascomycota, Dothideomycetes, Pleosporales, Pleosporaceae. The transcript is spliced from 4 exons.